This is a messenger RNA of Thermothelomyces thermophilus ATCC 42464, 2796 nucleotides long. RefSeq lists its product as uncharacterized. The transcript has 2 exons. Gene Ontology annotation, cellular component: nuclear pore. The record is from RefSeq and is a predicted model, not a curated record. Gene Ontology annotation, biological process: protein import into nucleus; mRNA export from nucleus; ribosomal large subunit export from nucleus. Gene Ontology annotation, molecular function: structural constituent of nuclear pore; protein binding. The coding region runs from base 129 to 2693 and encodes 854 amino acids. Lineage: Eukaryota; Fungi; Ascomycota; Sordariomycetes; Sordariales; Chaetomiaceae.
CUCGGCGCGCAUGCAGAUGCCCAAGAUUAAGAGCUUUGCGCCGGGCUGGCUCAACGAGCCUUCUUCUCCCGGCCACAAGCUCUUCGAGCAGUGCACGGAUGAUGCGACGACUGCUGCGGCCCUUCCAUAUGGCAGGAGAGCAAAGCCCGGGACCGCGGCGGACCAUAGCACGGCGCGGCACCGAGAUCUUCGUGGCGGUCGGGAAAACAUUACGAUGGGGCGACCUCGCCUACCUCAAGGAGUCGUGGGAGACAAAGCACGCCCGGUCCAUCCUUGGAACUCGCAUCAAAAAGGAGGGUUCCGAUGACCCGUCCGACUACGACAGCGCGAUUGCCGGACAUGCAACAGACGGAUAUCGAACCAUCAAGACGCCCGUUGCCGAUGAUAUUCGCCAGCUGGUCAUGUCCCCGAAUCAGGACCUCCUGGCAGUCCUGACGUCUCAUACGGUCCACAUCUGCAUACUGCCCGACUCCUCCCACCUCUACGCCCGGGACGCCGCGCCGUUCAAGCCCAAGUUCUGGACUCUGGGACCGACGACACACGUCACCUCGCGUUCGGCAGUCGUCUCGGCCUUGUGGCAUCCACUCGGAGUCAAUGGAACGGCACUUGUCACGGUCACAGAGGACGCGGUGGUGCGCGUCUGGGAGCUGUCUACGGCGGACCGCUGGACUUUCGAUUCGGCCACGCUCGCAAUCGAUCUCAAGAGGCUGGCUGAUGGGACGUCGUUGGACCAGGACUUUAGCGCCUCCGUCUCGGCCACGAAUAAAGGCUUCUCACCCGAUGCGUUCGACAUGGAAGUCGCGGCCGCAUGCUUCCCUGCUAGGGGUUCCGGAGGCUGGUCGCCGAUGACCCUGUGGAUAGCCAUGACCGGGGGUGACGUGUAUGCCCUGUGCCCGCUUCUGCCCCAGCGCUGGGCCCCCCCUCCCACGCUGAUCCCGUCCUUGUCUGUCUCCAUUGUGGCUAAAGUGGCAGCCACCGAAGACGACCCCGAUGCUUCCCCCGAGGCCCGGCUCUUGGCUCAACAACAGCUUGAUUGGAUGUCCGACCUGGACAACCAGGAGCCCAAGAUUGUGGAAGGUGCUCGCGGCGAGGUCGAGGUCGAGGUUUAUGCGCGGCCCACCCGCCCAGGCGUGAUCCCGAGACUCCAGGGCCCGUUUGAGUUCGACCUGAAUCCGGAGGACGAGCAGGACGAUGAGGUGGAGCUGAAGGACAUCUACGUUAUUGGGGAAAAGGCACGGCUGACAGAUCUGAUGAGCGGCGAAGAGGAGGAGUUGGAGGUGGAAAAUGAUGAAGGGACCGGCUUGUCCUUGACAGUUGUCUGCCUCCUUUCCACCAGCGGGCAAGUCAAGAUCUGUCUGGAUGUGGAAGGAGUCGAGGCGCAAUGGCUCCCCCCAAAGUCCAAGCAGAGGUCGAGGCCAUUCGGCGCUUUCACCAGCACUCCCACCUUACUAACCUUCCAGACCUUUGACACCCUCAAGCCUGUCGAGGUCACGCCUGAUGGUUGGCCCAUGUUUAGUGAGGACGCUACCUCUCGGUACGCAUUCUACAUCACACACCCGGCCGGGAUUACCUACGUUUCCCUGGCACCGUGGGUGUUCAGGCUCGAGAACGAACUGGAGGGGGAUUCCGAGGCAGGGGCGGAGUUCCGCAUUGACCUGCUGGUCAAGGGGCAAGGAUCAGAGCGGGAGCGCAUCUACACGCAGGCUCGCGGCCAGACCUCCCUGGCAGCAGCUACCGCGAUCCGCGAUCCCGAUCUUGGGCAUUUCGUCCUCUCUGCCACCCAUAGCGACCCAGUCGCCCUCUUCUUCGAUACGCCGGAGCAGGACAUUGUGCCGAGAGAGUCUCCGUCCGCGGUCCUCGACAACGUGGACUUUCCUCAGCCAGAAGUCGCUUGGGAACCGCGUCCUCUCUUCCGCACGCCGGAAGCAUUGGAGCACAAGAGCGCACUGCCGGCGUGGAUAGAUCACCUAAAGACGGGCAGGCGACGCCCGCUGAUGCACCAAGAGCUGCGCCUCUCGAUGGCAACGCUCGAGGUGUUUACCGAAGGUCACAAGGUUCUCGCCAGCGAAGUGGACAGCAUCAACGAUGCCGUCGCGCAGUUGUUCAGGAAGUGCCAGACGCUCCAGGAGGAACUGAGGAAGCAGAUCGCCAAGGCAAACGAGGCCAAGCAGAAGGUGGAUGUGAUCACGGGCGAGGACUCUGCAGACGACGAGUCCUCAGCGGUCUCGCAAGACGAACUCGCGCGGGACCGGCUUCGGCAAGUUCGAGAGCGGCAGGAGGAACUGGCGAGCAGGAUGGACAAGCUGAAGCGGCAGCUCGGCAGGCUGACGAGCCGCGAGCUCAGCGACAAGGAGAAGGCAUGGGGGGAGGAAGUCCGGGCGCUCGAGAGCAGCGUCUUUGGCCCCGAGGCAGAUCAGGCGGCGGCGGGGGCGGCGACUCCCAAGACCAAACAGCCCUGGAAACGGUUCGAAGAAGUCAAAUCCCUGCGGGACGCCUUGUUUGCGCAGGCUGAAGAGCUGCACCGUUCUCGGGAGGGAACGGGCAACGACGGUCCCGCGUCGCCGGCGCCUGGUUUGCGGAUCCCGGCCGAGGUGCGCAGGCAAAAGAUGGCGCAGGUCAUGGGUCUACUGGAUCGGGAGUCUGCACUGGUGGAGGCAGUCAAGGCCCGUAUUGAGAGAUUAAGUGUUGGAUAGUAGGCGCGCGCGCGAGCCAGUCAGGGGUGGCGGACGCGGGCAAGGGAACCACUACGGAUGAUCACACAGGUCGGAACCUUGAGAGGGACAAGCUAGGUCAGCU